GAGCCGACGUCAUCAAGGCGAGGACAGCCGCCCAACAGAAGCGCUUGUGCGCGUGUGCGCGCAGCUCCGAAUGCGUCUUCCACGCACAUCCAUGCGCGGUUUCAAUUUACAGUCGAAGAAAAAAUGGUGGCCAGCGCGAGAGUCCAGAAGCUCCUCCGACGGUACAAACUUGCCAUUGCCGCCGCAUUAACUAUCCUCCUCAUUCAAGGUCUCGUCGUGUGGAGCCUGAAAAGUCUGGAAGAGGGCGAGACGGAGAAAAAAACAAGACGGUCUAAACUGCCUGACAACAAUAGCCAGGACCACAAGAGGGAUGCCACAAUUUUAGAGAGACACAACACGGUGUAUGGGAGUAACAGGGGCAGAUGGAGCGGGAGGUUGGAAAGGACAGGGGGAACAGCCACCAGUGCAUUAAGACAAGGGACCAGCCGAAGACAAGGAAAGAGUCGCAUCAAGCUGAAGAAUCCUCUUGAGCAGGGGCAAACGGGCACUGGAUUGGACGGUAUAGCACCCCAUGACCCGUCCAGUAAUUUAAGUGACAUGCGAGGUGGUGCUGAUGGGCCAAUGGCGGGCAGGAUACCUGCUGCUGCCCUACCAGGGGAGCCAGGCAGCGUGGACGGGGCACACCAAGCUCCCAGCAGUGAUUUUGAGCCCAAAUGUGACAUCAUAGGGAAGGAUGCGUGGUCUGCCCUGCAUCGUGCCGGUUCACAGCAAUGUCGCCAGGAGAUCGCCAACAUUGUGUGCAUGCAUCAGGCCGGGCAGCUCAUGCCAGCUGCCCUUCCACAGUUCUGCCCCCAGCUUGGUUUAUCAAGUCCAGUUCAGGCAGUUGGUGAGCUGGAGAACAGCUUGGCCAAGGUAGAAAACCCCGUCCGGGUGGUUUUUGUCUUAAUGGUCCACGGCCGCUCUGUACGGCAGCUCAAGCGUCUCAUUAAAGCAAUAUAUCACUCUGAUCACUACUACUACAUCCAUGUAGACAAGCGCUCCGGCUACAUGCAUCGGGAGGUCCUGCAAAUAGCCCAGCAGUACCCAAAUGUACGUCCGACGCCCUGGAGAAUGGUGACCAUUUGGGGUGGUGCCAGCCUGCUGAAGGCAUACCUCCGUAGCAUGCAUGACCUCCUCUCCAUGUUGGACUGGAAGUGGGAUUUUUUCAUUAAUCUCAGUGGCACAGACUUCCCCACAAGAACCAAUGAUGAACUGGUGGCCUUCCUAUCACAGCACAGAGACAAGAACUUCCUCAAAUCCCACGGCAGAGAGAAUGCCCGGUUUAUCAAGAAGCAGGGCCUUGAUCGUCUGUUCCACGAGUGUGACAAUCACAUGUGGCGGCUGGGAGAGCGCAACAUUCCAGAUGGCCUGGAGCUCUCAGGUGGCUCGGAUUGGUUUGCACUCACCCACCGCUUUGUGGAGUAUGUCAUCAAAUCCCAGGAUGACCUGGUGUCGGGACUAAAGCGGUUCUAUUCAUAUACGCUGCUUCCUGCUGAGUCUUUCUUCCACACUGUGCUUGGAAACAGUCACAUGUGUGACAGCCUGGUGGACAACAACCUUCGUGUGACCAACUGGAAUCGUAAACUGGGCUGUAAAUGCCAGUACAAGCACAUUGUGGAUUGGUGUGGCUGCUCACCCAAUGACUUCAAACCCCAAGACCUCAUUCGCAUUCAGCAAUUGUCCCGGCCCACGUUCUUCGCACGCAAGUUUGAGUCGUCCGUGAACCAGGAAGCCAUUGACAUCUUGGACACCCACCUGUACGGCCAGUAUGCACCAGGAACUGUUGCCAUUAAGGCGUACUGGGAGAACCAGUUUGAGCAGAUGGAUGGCGUGGGCUCACUCAGUGAUGUGGCACUGACUGCUCACACGUCUUUGUUUCGCCUGGGCUUGAAAAGUCUUGCGACAUCUCAGGGCAGAAACAAGGCCUGCAGGUUUGAACCUAUAGGCUACCCUUCGUCAGUGCACUUGUACUUCUAUGACGACCGCUUUCAAGGCUACUUGAUACGUCAGGAAGUUCAAGCUGUGGGAUCAAAGGUCAAAGAAUCAAUAGAAAUGUGGGGUGUCCCCCAGGCUACAAUGGUGCUUGAGAAGAAUCUCAAGGAGUUUGAAAGGCUUAAACACCUGGAGAUCGGCACAGAGUGGGAUCCAAAAGAGAGAAUAUUUCGUAACUUCGGUGGCAUCGUCGGUCCUUUGGAUGAACCGCUGGCAAUUCAGAAGUGGGCUCGCGGCCCCAACCUCACAGCCACCAUCGUGUGGAUUGACCCUGCCCAGGUGGUGGCAACAUCUUACGACAUCACCGUUGAUGUGGAUGCAGAAUACACCCAGUACAAGCCGCCACUGCAGCGCCCCCUUCGGCCUGGCAUUUGGACUGUUCGUGUAUUGAAACAGUGGGAGCGCGUGGCAGAAAUUCAUUUUCUCGUCAUGCCUUUGACCUUUAAAGAUAAGCAGCCACUGCGCAAAGAUGAGGACAGUUGGCUGCAUGCUGGUCCGUCAGGAAAUUUGUACCUGGACCAGAACUUCCAGCAACUGAACUCCAUCCUGAAGCUGCCGCCCCAGGAGCCCGCCAUGCUGGAGGCGCAACGAAAUGCCCUCUUGGUGGGCCCUCCCCUCGAAGCUUGGGUUGACCGCAGCGUGGCAAACUUCUGGGUUGUUGGAGACCUAUGCACCACACAGAAUUCAUCCUGCACAGCUUUGGUGUCGUGCAGCAAAACAACUUGGAGCUCCCUGUCUCCGGACCCCAAGUCUGAACUGGGUCCUGUUAAAAGUGAUGGGAGAAUCAGGUAGCACCAGUGGGGGGGUCAGACAGUGCCGCUCAACACAGAGACAUCAAGGAAGAGCAGGCCUGUGCUAGAGUCUCUAAGCAGUGAUGAGGGCUCCAGGAGACCCUGUGUGGGUGGGAGCUUUGGCUCGAAGCUGAAGGUCAUAAAAACAACAUGACAACUUGCACUGAAGAGUCACAACAUUCUCAGUAGAAACCAUGCUGGAGAUUUUGCACAUUGACGACUGCAAGCUAAGAGACUUUCUUGGUUUUCAGGAUGACAUUCAUGCCAGAUGUGUUCUUGUUUUGUUUUUUGUUGUUGUUG
This is a messenger RNA of Syngnathoides biaculeatus (alligator pipefish), 3062 nucleotides long. RefSeq names its product xylosyltransferase II (gene xylt2). The record is from RefSeq and is a predicted model, not a curated record. The transcript is spliced from 11 exons. Gene Ontology annotation, cellular component: membrane. Gene Ontology annotation, molecular function: protein xylosyltransferase activity. NCBI's taxonomy places the organism in Eukaryota, Metazoa, Chordata, Actinopteri, Syngnathiformes, Syngnathidae. Gene Ontology annotation, biological process: chondroitin sulfate proteoglycan biosynthetic process; heparan sulfate proteoglycan biosynthetic process. Bases 124 to 2763 code for a protein of 879 amino acids.